Messenger RNA from Guillardia theta CCMP2712, 498 nucleotides. RefSeq lists its product as hypothetical. The coding region runs from base 1 to 498 and encodes 165 amino acids. Lineage: Eukaryota; Cryptophyceae; Pyrenomonadales; Geminigeraceae. The transcript has 3 exons. The record is from RefSeq and is a predicted model, not a curated record.
AUGAUGAGAAGACGAAACGAAUUCAGCAUCCACAACCUAUCCAUCAUCGAGCCGAAUCGAAAAGUUUGCGCCCACUCCAUGUUCAGCCGCCGACUUGCUCACUGCAUGUUCCAGAUUCAUCGCACCUUCCGCCUUUGGAAGGAUUUCACCGACCAGCGGCUGAUGAUGAAGUUUGUGAGCAGUGCAAACGAAGUCAAACAGAAAUAUCAUGAUGCUCAGCAAGAUUGCAGCAGGACGGACGCGGACGGGCUGGACGAGAAGAUGAAACUUCUCUUGAAGCAUCUCAACGAUCGCGAGCAGAAGCUUGUAAGAGAGCUGCAAGAGAGCAAGGCCGAGCUUGUCAAGUCUAUCAGUGCUCAUAACAGCACCAUCGCUGAGCUUCAGAAGGAGAAGAAGAAAGGAGACGCACUGGAGUUGCAAAACAUCGUCUUGCAGAAGGUAAAGAAAUCCGAACGCUGUGAUAAUGAUGCCCUCGGAGAUGUCGAUGAAGAUGAAUGA